UGGCGGACGUAUAAAAUAUAAUCUAAGUUUUGCAUUUUCCUCUUGUUUUUUUUUUGUUUUUUCGUGUCCCCUUCUGAAAACUGAUGUGUGUACGGGCAGGAAAGCUAGCAAUCGGGAACUCACAAUGAGCGCGCGCAGAACGAGGAGCGGUCCCACGCUUAAUUUCAAGGCGGUGCUGCUGGGCGAAGGUUGUGUGGGCAAGACGUCGCUGGUGCUGCGCUACAUGGAGGACCGGUUCAAUACCCAGCACCUGAGCACCCUGCAGGCCUCCUUCGUGACGCGCAAGGUGUCCCUGGAGGACGGGAGGAGGGCCCAGUUGAAUAUCUGGGACACGGCUGGGCAGGAGCGGUUCCACGCUCUGGGGCCCAUCUACUACCGAGGAUCUGAUGGCGCUCUGCUCGUCUACGACAUAACCGACCAGGACUCGUUCCAGAAGGUCAAGUCCUGGGUGCGGGAGCUCCGGCAAAUGCGCGGCACAGAGAUUGCCCUGAUAAUCGUGGGUAACAAGACUGAUUUGGAGGAACAGCGGGCCGUGGCCCACGAGGAUGCCCUGCAAUAUGCGCGCACAGUGGGCGCCGAGCAUAUGGAAACAUCGGCCAAGGAGAACGAGGGCGUGGCCGAGCUCUUUGAUCUGCUGACCCAUCUGAUGCUGGAGCAGCUUAGCCAGCGGGAACCGGACGGGGCUCCGCUGCGCCUCGAGUAUCCGGAUACGGGUGGCCCCAGUCACUCCGAGGAUUGCGAAGUCUCUGAUCACGGCGAUCCUACGGGCCAGCGAUCCUGCUGCGGCAUUUAGCCGUCCCCAUUGUGAUAGUAAUCAUAAUUAUAUACUAGUACCCUGUAGCCGAGGUUCAUUUUGUGUAUAUAUUGUAUUUACUUAUAGCGCGUAUGUUUCUGUUAUCAAAUAACCCCAGUACCAAACUGACCCCACGUAUUUUUGUUGAUCCUCAUUAUUGUUGUCCAAAUUGCUCAGACAUUUCCGUUUCGUGUUCUCGGCAUCUAGUUUGUGUACAAAAUUUAGUGUUUGCCCAAUCGAACUUUGUGUGCGUCUAGCAAUAAAUUAUGUUGUACUUGCA
Drosophila takahashii is the source of this 1073-nucleotide messenger RNA. It is a transcript of the gene Rab21, whose product is annotated as RAS oncogene family member Rab21. Gene Ontology annotation, cellular component: Golgi apparatus; endosome. NCBI's taxonomy places the organism in Eukaryota, Metazoa, Arthropoda, Insecta, Diptera, Drosophilidae. The record is from RefSeq and is a predicted model, not a curated record. Gene Ontology annotation, biological process: Rab protein signal transduction. Gene Ontology annotation, molecular function: GTP binding; GTPase activity.